This is a messenger RNA of Schistocerca nitens (vagrant locust), 3467 nucleotides long. RefSeq lists its product as uncharacterized. Lineage: Eukaryota; Metazoa; Arthropoda; Insecta; Orthoptera; Acrididae. The transcript has 13 exons. Gene Ontology annotation, molecular function: DNA-binding transcription factor activity, RNA polymerase II-specific; RNA polymerase II cis-regulatory region sequence-specific DNA binding. The record is from RefSeq and is a predicted model, not a curated record. The coding region runs from base 710 to 2539 and encodes 609 amino acids. Gene Ontology annotation, biological process: regulation of transcription by RNA polymerase II.
UGUGUGAGUGUCGAGCGGUCUGUAGUGUAGUCUGCCAGGGAGAGGGCAUCUGAGGAAGCUAGAAAUGAGGCGAGAGGUUUUUAUAGGCAAGACACGAACAGAUCACUGACCGAUCGAGACGGUGGUGGCAAGUGUCGAUUAGUGUCGGAAUGAAGUCCGAAUCCCUACUCACCUCAUUGGCGGCGUUUUUACCCGAACAAACAGCUGUUGUGUCGAGGGGACGAUUCGAUCCGUCACUUAGGCCACAGUGAGGUUAUACUGAGAGUGUGUUUGAAAAAGUGAUAAAAAAUAGGAAGAAAUCUUAAGUCACCAACAAAAAGUCCCGGUACUCCCCCUAGACGGGUAGUGGCUUGCACAACUUGACACCGGCGAUUGAAGUAUAAAGAAAGCUAAACAUUUGUACUUGGCAUUCUUCACGUAAUGUAGAGAUCCUGGGUUUUUCACGGGAUCAGUAAGGAUGAGUUUGGUCUGCCUCAAUUUUUUUUAGUAAGUACAAGACUCCUUCACAGCCAUUAAGUAACACAGUAAUCGUCCUCGAUCAGAACUGUACAACGAAGAAGAUGUAUCACCUCUACAUUUUAUUUGCGAUCUUUGAAUAAUUAUGCAAAAUAUUACGUUAUUAAGAAACCAGUUACACACAUCCAGAUAUAAAUAUCGGUGAUCACGGACCCUGAAGAUCGUGCACCAAACUAACAGUGUUCCUCAGUAGAUGGCAAUCGUGUGGACUUUGGAUCUGGACAUCCAGUUGCUGAAGGUCUUUCUGAAGUCCGUCCUGCCAUCGCUUCCUCGAUCUUCCAAUUGGAUGGAUACCUUCCGGUUUUCCUGUAAACACAGCUUUGACCCGGUACAUCAUUCGACAAUCGUCACGUCCGACAGUACAAGAAUUAUACCAGCAUCGGAGCGUGGCACAGGUAUUGGAACUGCGAAGACGGAGCCCUCGUCACCUCUGCCGCCUUACGUCAAUUAUGUCGGCAACACGGGGCCGGGAAGCUCUUUGAGAGGUGGAGAGGGUACUGCAGCCUUCCUAGAAAAAGAAGACGAUGACGAAGUCGAGGUGGUACCCCACAAUCCAGUCGUCUGUCCUGCGCACGCCAGGAAACGGAUCGUGUAUUCCCAGAUGCUCACUAUGGCUAUCAUGGAUUCCCCAAACUGGCGCAUCUCGUUGCGUGAGAUCUAUAGAUACACCAGGAGGAACUUCCCGUGUGUCAGGUUUCGGAACAACUGGGAAAAUUCCAUCAGGCACAUCCUGUCCAUCAGCCCACUCUUCGUGAAGACGCAGCGCACACCCAAGCGCAAUGCCCACUACUGGUCAGUCGUGCCUUCGUUCGCGGACACACUGCGGGAGAACUUCAGCUCGCCCAACCAGUACUGCUGCAAGUGGCAGCUGGUGAACCGACUGCAGCGCCACUACACCCAGACGCUGCCUCGCGAGCGGCCGCCGCAGUUCGCCCAGGGCCGACUCUGCGAGCCCUCUAUCCGUUACAAAACGAGCAAGAGCUCAUCAUCCACUCGGAAGAAAACUCCACACAGUUCGUCGGGAGACAGCUGUCGCGUAGGUCCGAGGAAGCCACAACGUCCAAUUUCGACAACGUCCGUUACAGACUUUAAAACUGAAACAAGGGACGAGUUGGAUUGGGGCUCAGAAGAUUUUCUCUGCCAUGCACCGCCCCUCAAACCGCUCAUUGCACGGGCCAUCAUGCUGUCCCCGUACAGGCACGUACCGUUAUCGGUGAUCUACGCGUACUGCAUAAGGCACUGCCCGUACUACAAGAACUACAGGUGGCAGUGCCAGAUGCUCAUUAAGAGCAUCCUGGCCAGUGAGGCGUGUUUCAAGAGGCUGUCACAGGAGGAUGACAACAGGACAGACUACUGGACAUUUGAUAUGCGAUACAAAGAUUUGUUGGAAAAAGACACCUGCCAGCCACCAGGUGACGAUCUCGACGCUGCGUACCGUAACAUCUGGGAGCACGAUCAUGGACUGUACCCCAAGCGGUUGGAAUCGCAUCUGGACGAAGACGACAGCACCGGGCAGUGCUUCCGCCCCGACCGCUCACCCGACAGCCAGGUCACUGACACGGCCUCGGAGUCCGGCUCGGAUACCGACGAAGUCCCGGGCCUGCCGCAGUUGCGAAGGCUACAGGGGCCGUCGCAGAGCUGUCCUCCUGACACUGGACGCAGUGGAGGAGGUGCGACGAACGGAAAUAGAUCGACGACAGGUGACGGUGGAAGUGGACGCGGGUGUAGUCCAAAGCAAAACAGUGUGUGCGACUCCUAUCUGGAAUCCCUACCGAGACACAAGAAGCAGCAUUCGGGUUAUCUAUUUGUGGACCAACCCACUGAUGUGCUGGACAUUAAAGAGGAACAGCUCCCUGAAGAAUUACCCAUGGUAGACAUUUAUACUGAAGAAAACGGAGAACAAACACCAAGCAUGUGUGCUACACUUCUGGAUGCUGAUGUCUUCAGACCAGUGAAAAUCAAACAAGAGAAGGACGAAUACCUCGUCCCUGUUAAAUAUGAAAUGGUUGAUACUCGGUGCUAAUACUGCUGUGAAGUUGCAAGGGAAAUAGAUCCUACUGGAACGGAGAAUUUUUGGACUGUUGACAUCUGAAUGGUGACCAACCUGUGGUUUCUGAUCAGCAGAAAGAAGACAGAACAUGCCUCAAUCAUUGACAGCUGUGAAAAAUGUGGGCCAGUUCAACUCAAAUUGAGCUGAAACUUACCACUGAAAAGUGUUACAAGAAGUGGGAGAAGUAUUCCGGUAUGUUUCACAAAUUGUACACCUAAAUGUUCAGAUGAGAAAGUCAUUUUCCAAAAGUGUUACAUAAACUCAGUAGGUUAAUGUAAUGCAAGUCUGAUGGUGUAUUACUUGUACACGUGACAAGUGAGCAGGUGACUGUUUGAAAGUUUACUAGAAGUUUUGGCACGUUACUCGUGCACUCGACAGAUAAGCAAGUGACGUUUUCAAAUUUUACUAGAAGUUUCGUAGUGUUAAGCAACCGGUUAUUUGUCGCGAACUGUAAAUAUUAAGGAAAUGGGUAUCUGGAUCAGGAAUCUGUUCAUCCAGAUAUUAUUGUCUGUCAGAUGGAGUUACCCACUAGUGUGUCGGUAAUUCAAAAUUACUGAAGUGUAAUAACAUAUAUUGUACUCCCAGCGGGAGGAGAAAUUUUCCACGAAUAUUAACACGAUACAGUUGUCUUCCAGUGUGAUGGAACUGAAGAAAUGAAUGUUUUGGAAAGUACUUGCCUCAGAUUUGUAGCCAGAGUAGUAAUAUAUUUAGUGUAAAAGGGAUGAUUGAGGUUUGAGGUACAGUGUGGAGUCACUUUGAGUUGAUUAGUGAAGUGGUUAAUGUGUGGGAUUCAUGUUCGGAAGCAGUGGCAUUUAGUUACCAUCUAGUUUUAGGUUUUUGUUGGUUGAAUCAAUUGGGGCACAAUGUUCAUUGUUACCAAUAAAAGUAAGGCAUGUUUGCA